AUGGAAUCUAUAUAUAAUUACAUUGCAAACUCAACUUAUGGAUUUAGUUUUGGCAGCGGAGAGAGCUGUCAAGAGCAUGGAUCUAAAAAUCCCAAAGGUGUAAGGACAUAUUAUGGUGGGAGUGAUAGAGCAGGUUCUGGAAGUGGUUGGUUUGGAGGAUUUGCAAGUCAUCAUGGAAAUUCAGGUUCAGGGGGAGGAAGUUCUUGGGUGUUGUCCAAGGAUGCAAUCAUUCCUGAAGGAGAAAUUCCCGCCCAUGAUGAUAAAUAUAAUCUUCUUGAAAGUCAUGAAUAUGCAUUCAACAAAGCAGCAUUUCUUUUCUAUAAUAUUGAAUCUGAAUCAGGUGUAUGGGAAGGAAAUGGACGCAUUGUUAUCACUUUCUUACGUACUAUUUCAUUAAAACCUGAUUUUCUGUAUAAUUAUCUUUUAUUCUCUUUGUUCAUAGUAAAUUCAAUUUAA
Molecule: messenger RNA, 456 nt
Organism: Trichomonas vaginalis G3
Lineage: Eukaryota; Parabasalia; Trichomonadida; Trichomonadidae
Product: glycine-rich protein family
Exons: 1
Coding region: 1-456 (151 amino acids)
Source: RefSeq, a predicted model, not a curated record